CCACUCAACACCCUGUCAAUAUUUCUAUAUAUAUACAUAAAGAGAGAACGCUCUUGGCUAGCUAGCCUAGCUUGAAAGAGUGCUUAGAGAGAGCUCACCAGCAUAUUUAUACGUAUCUCAGCUUAAACGAAAGUCAUUUAAAACAGCUUCGCUACCAGAGAGAGAGAGAGAGAGAGAGAGAAUGGGGAGAGCUCCGUGUUGUGAGAAGAUGGGUUUGAAGAAAGGCCCCUGGACCCCCGACGAGGACCGCAUCCUCAUCAACUACGUCCAGCAUCACGGCCACGGGAAUUGGCGGAGGCUCCCUAAGCUCGCCGGCUUGUUGAGGUGUGGCAAGAGUUGCAGGCUCAGGUGGACAAAUUACUUGAGACCAGAUAUUAAAAGAGGAAACUUUAGCAGAGAAGAAGAGGACACCAUCAUCCAACUCCACGAAAUGCUUGGGAACAGAUGGUCGGCGAUAGCAGCGAGGUUGCCGGGACGAACAGACAAUGAGAUAAAAAACGUGUGGCACACCCAUCUAAAGAAGAGGCUAAGAAAGGAGCACGAGGCGGCAGUGCUCGACAAUGUUCCGUCCAAAAGGCUAGUCACGAUGUCGCAUACCAACAACGAACCACAUGCUAAAUAUGAAAGCCACGGUGGGCCAAUCUCAUCUCCCCAAACUCAACAGAGCUCAAGCAGCGUGUCUCUAUCCUCUACGACCACGGAAGACAACAGCGGCAAUGAUAACAAAUGCAUCAAAGAGGCGCUUGAAGAUGCAAUCUCCGGAUUGAUAGACGAGAAUUUCUGGUCAGAAUUGGUAUCAUCAGAUGACAACAACUCAGCCAUGAGCGAUGAUUUUCUUGCGGUUAGCAGUGAGUUCCAAUCGUCCCUAAGUUCAAACGUUGGACCGUGGGACAUGAAUGGAGGUGGGAUGGUGGAUUGUUUUUGGUAUGAUCUCCUCAAAGGAGCUGAAUUAGCAGAUGUCUAGGUGACAGUUGCAAGAAUUAGUCCAUUUCUUCUUCUUUUCUGAAAUUUUUUUAUCCUUGUUCUGUUGUUUUUUGUAUUGAGGUUUUACGUGCGGACUCGAGAGUCAUGAUUUUGAAGGUGACCACUGCCGUUAGCGACCGGACUUAGCUGACCAAUCGAGUUGGACCAAACAGUGAUGAGGAUUUGUGGGUGGGAAGCUUUCAAACUUCGCUGGAGAGAACCUUGUUGUAUAUGUACCGAACACACAUAUGGAGACAACACCAUCGCUGGUGGUUCUCGAAUGAACGACCGUCCUUUACUAAUUC
Molecule: messenger RNA, 1268 nt
Organism: Eucalyptus grandis
Lineage: Eukaryota; Viridiplantae; Streptophyta; Magnoliopsida; Myrtales; Myrtaceae
Product: transcription factor MYB13
Exons: 3
Coding region: 182-964 (260 amino acids)
Source: RefSeq, a predicted model, not a curated record